AGGGAGAGGGAGAGGGAGAGAUAGAGAGCAUGUGUACCAGUUGGCUGUUGGCUGCACCUCAUUGGCUUCCUACGGAUCAGAACAGAGCGACAGAGAAGCCGAGCAGAGCUGGAAUAAGAGACAGAAGAGACAUUGUUCUGAUCAGAUGAGUAAACAAAUCAAAUGAGUGAAAGUACAACCAUUAUUCAACUCUUUGUGGGGUUACUCCUCAGUGUGGCAGGUGGACAUGCCUCCUGCCCCAUUGAGUUGAGCCCACCCAGUGUUGUUGUGAGGUAUGGAGACCCAGUCUCAAUCAACUGCAGCACAUCAGAGACCCUGUUUGAAGGAAUUGGCUGGGAGGCUACAGAAGGAGCAAAACCCCUCCAGAAUGUCAGCCAUCUCACCUGGACUGUGGACAAGCUGACCGACUGGUCCUUCUCUACCUCCUGUUACUUCAACUACCAUGAAAAUAGUUCAUCGACCCAGUGUCUCAUUACCCCAGACGUUGUCCUUUACACAUUCCCAGAAGCCAUCACAAUGAGCUCCAACAGUGAUGAGGGUGUGAUGAAAGAAAUGGAGGAAUAUAACUUCACAUGCCACAUCCCUAAUAUAGCACCUGUUCAAAGACUCAGUGUAAAGUGGUACAAAGGAGAUGACUUCCUUCACACAGAGACUUUCAAUAAUAACAAUAAAAAGCCAGUCAAUCAGACAUCCAUCCUCCGCUUUAAAGCAACAAGACAAGACAGUGGAGUCACUUUCAGAUGCGAGGCCCAUAUGGACCUGGGCCAAGGAGAGCUACAACUUAUUGUGUCUUCCCAAGACUAUAAUAUCACAGUUCAUUAUGGACCAGAGUUGCUCUGUCCAAGCACUUACACUGCUCUGGAGCAUGCGCCCCACAGUCUCACCUGUACUGUUAAGGGCUUUCCUGAACCUGAGGUCAUCUGGUACAAAGAAGGCGAGGAGGUGGAACUUUCAGAGAACCUAACAAAAACAGAUGCAGGGCAGUACAUUAUCACAGCCUCAAACAAACUUUCAAGUGUCAACCUCUCAGUGGAUAUCACUGUCCUGUAUCCACCGUCACAGAUUGUUGAGCUUGAAGACUCUGAAGUCAGCGUUGGUUCCACUGUGUGGUUGAAGUGCUCCUCAACGGGCAACCCACGACCAAAAUAUUCUUGGGAUUAUUACCGUACUGACAAUGUGGAGGUGGACAGUGAGGAUGGAGUGUCCCGUCUGAUCAUCCAUAAUGCUACUGCAUUUAACAUGGGCCUCUUCACUUGUCAUACCUGGAAUGACAUGGGAAAUGUCUCAAAAACAGCCAGGGUCACAGUAAAAGGUGCAGAGCAAGAAUGCCCUAUUGAAAUAACUCCAGACAGGAUGGUGAUAGAAUACCAAGGAAGAAAUCAGAAUGCAACAUGCAAGGCAAUAUCCAACAUGCAAGGCAAUGUUAAAGAAAUAUACUGGCAGGGCAACAAGUCCUCCAGUUGGUCUGCUGACACCCAUAAAGACUGGGAUCCAAAGCCUGUUUGUAACGCCAACUUUGAGGGCAUAGGAUGGUGCAAGAAACGUUUAAACUUCACUCUUUACAAAAUCCCAGACAGUGUCUCCAUCCUCAUUGUGGGUAACUUAAGCUCUGUGGUGGAGGCGAGAGAGUUCCAGCUGCAGUGUGAUAUUACCAACGUUGCUCCAGCAGGAAACCUGGCAGUGCGAUGGUACAUAGGGAAUGAAACCAUUGAACCACUGAAAGGCUCAGUGCGGGUGACGGGCUGCCUACUCGAGAACAACAAAAACUGUGAUGGCAUUCUAUCGCCUCUGAAUGUGUUGUCGACUAUCAGCAUUACUCUGAACAGAACGCACAACGGAGCUGAGCUCAGAUGUGAAGCGCAGUUGGACCUUGGAUUUGAGGAACCUCAGCCUCCUCCAAACAUGAAGUCCAGCCCCCUCAACAUCUCUGUCCACUAUAAGCCAAUCAUUAAUACCACAAAACUUGCAAAGACAGUCCCAGUGUUCAGAGGUUAUCCUGAGGAGCUUGUUUGUGAAGCUGAUGGUAACCCACCUCCAAAGAUUGUGUGGCUCUCCAGCUCGGACAACGUGCCCCAUGUGUCUGGAAACAUGUUGACCGUGUCUGAAGCGGGCCUCUACAACUGCACGGCCGCCAAUGACGUAGACUCCAUCUCCUUUGAGGUUGAAGUGAUUUUAAAAGAGGACUACCUUCCCCUCAUAGCUGGAUUUGUGGCUGUCACUGUAGUUGCCAUCUCCAUCAUAUUCGUCUUCAUCUACUCAAUCUACUACAAGAACACCAAGAUGCGACGCUACAGUCUUAAAAACCCCAAACUUAACACCCACAAUGGAAACGUAGCUCACAACGGCUGGGACAUGCAGUUUCCUAUGACUAAACUGCCCUACUUCUCACACGGUAGACGACGUAGGCCUACUCGCGCGCGAGUGUACGAGUUUCACGUGAAUGAAAAGAAGGAAAGGGCUGACACGUACGACGGACACAUUUUUGUCAAUACGUUUUUCGUCUGGACCAUUUUUCAUUUGACUUUGAAAGGCUUUCGUCUUGGCACAUAUUGCAGAAUGUUGUUCUUCGUUCUUAUCGCCUUGAGUGCGUGCUCAGGACAGCCUGUGACUUCCUCCUGUCCGGUUGAGAUGAGUCCUACCACAGCUGUGGUGAGAUUUGGAGACCCCUUCUCUGCCAACUGUAGCUCAUUGUCUAACCAGACAGAGGGGAUGGGCUGGGAGUCUACAUUAGGAGGCACACCACUUACACACGGAUUCACAUUCCUUCCCUUAAAAAUAGACUCUGUCACAGACUGGACCGUAAAUGCACAAUGCUUCUUAAAUACGCUUGAUGAAAAUCAGUGUUUUAAAAUCCUGCCGAUCACAGUGUAUAAAACACCAGACAGUGUGUCUGUUCAUCAAGUGGAUCAAAAAGGCCCAAUAGUGUCGGGCCAAUUAUAUUAUUUGCAGUGUGACGUUGAAAAUGUUGCACCAAUGAGACACCUCUCUGUGUACUGGUACCAAGGAAAUCAGUUAGUUGAAAAACAUAAAGUUGGCGAUCCAGAUCCAAUUCCAGCCAGCAAGUCAUUUACCCAAGGGAUGCGUGCCCAUUCUGAUGAUAAUGGGACUAAGAUCUGGUGUGAAGCACAGCUGAACUUUCCGGGAGUACCAAACGCUUACACAGUCCGAUCAGAGCCACAUGAAUUGAUUGUCCUGUACCCACCCUUUUUCAUGGAUCCUGCAAAUGAGACGCACGAAAUUCGAGCUGAUAGCAAAACAACAUUAAAUUGCACUGCGACAGGAAACCCUUCACCCAGUUACAGCUGGCAUUUCCCUGACAACACACAGAUGAACUGGAGUCAACAUAAGCAUCCAGCCUUUUUGACUCCGGACAAUGAUGUUCCAGGGACUUAUAAAUGCACUGCUUCUAAUACCCAGGGCACCACGAGCAAAUAUUUCACUGUCAUCAAGGCUAAAGGGAAUCGCACAACCUUUGCAGCCUUGGUUGGAGGAUUUGUGUCCCUGGGAGCCCUGCUAUUUGUCGGCGGACUCUUUUUCAUGACACCUGAAGGCACAUUUGCUUUCAACAAAGGCAGCUAUCUCAAAGGACAACCUACCUCAUCCGGACCUAGACGCAAGAAAGAUUUCCUGCCUUUUAAAUGCUCAGGGGCUUGGGGGCCCUUUUGUUCCAACAUAGUUCCCUGCAGAGUUGCCAAGUUUGUCCAAGUUGGAUUUUUCUUUCCCUCGCGGCUUUAUCGACGGAUCAGUGCAGAAAGUAACAUGGGGACCACAUUUCUCUCAUGGAUUCUGACCUUUUGCAUGUUUUACUCAGUGUCAGGUGAAGGUUGUUCCCUAAUCCUCAAGCCCUCCAGGGUGGUGGUGGGCUUUGGGGAGCCGGUGUCAGUCACCUGCGAGGCCGCCCGCCCCGUCCGUGUCCUUGGAUGGGAAUCGGCCAUCAGUGCUGCACACACUCAGCAGGAGUUGUCUGUCCAGUGGAAGGUGGACAGUCUCAUCGAUUGGAUAGAGGAGCCCAUCUGUUAUGGAGUGUUUUUCACAGCCCCGAGACAGUGUGAGGAGAAACUCAACCUUGUCCUCUACAAAACCCCAGACAGUGUCUCCAUCAGGCCUGUGAACCUCACUGGCCCCAUGGUGGAAGGAAAAGAAUACCAGCUGCUCUGCGAGGUUCAAAACAUCGCUCCAGUUCAGUAUCUCACCCUGAGGUGGUACAAAGGGCAGACUGAGGUUUACAACCACUCCUUCUCUGACCUCACAUCCACCUCGCCUGUCCAAGUCUCCUCUAUCCUCUUGGUCACACCGACCAAGGCUGAGAAUGGAGCACAGUACCGUUGUGUGGCAGAGUUGGAGCUCGGACCAGAGGGACCAAAACCCCCUCCUACUGUGACCUCAGAGCCUUUAAAUGCCUCUGUGUACUUUCCCCCAGCGUUUCUCAAUCCUGAACCAGAAGUUUUGGACCUUAUAGAGGGCGUUGAAAUAACAUUAAACUGCACUGCCACCGGAAACCCUGCGCCUGUGUAUAGCUGGCAGUCCUCACAUCCCAUACCAGAGAGGAUGGAGGAUGAAGCAGCUCUUACCUCCUCCUCCUUGAUCCCAGGGACGUACACCUGCACUGCCUCCAACACACUGGAAAAGAGGAGCAAGCAGUUCAUUAUCAAGGCCGCGACCAAAGGUGCUUGAAACAGGACGUUGGGAUGGGACAAGAUGACCACGUUGGAUAUACAGUUCAACCAAGGAGACUUUGAAAAUGCAUUUAUGACUCAACCAAUAUUUAUAAAGCGAUAGAGAGCAUAUUUAAGAAAGCAUCAGGCAGAAGUAACUCUCUUUAAAAGAAAAGAUCUUAAUACUUUGUGUGAUAACAGUCAAUUAAUUUGUCUGUAUUUUCUCUUGAAUGUGGUCUACGAGAGUGAUCAGAGUCGGAGGAUGUUCACUUCUUAUGCUCUCAGUGUGAUAUCCUGUAUCUAUUUUAUAUUUUUUUGCUUGGCUAACUAUUGUAUUAACAAAAUGAUCUUGUGACUUUGCGAAUAUGUAGCUACUUUACAUAGCAUUUCUUGCUAACACGUUAAUUUAAUACUGCAAAUGUAAUACCAAAUGUUAAAGAUCAACAGGCUAUUACUGUAAAUAUGAAUAUUUACCUAUCUUUAUGAAUAAAGUUAAAAUCAACAGUA
Messenger RNA from Labrus bergylta (ballan wrasse), 5162 nucleotides. Its product is annotated as hemicentin-1. Gene Ontology annotation, biological process: cell adhesion. Lineage: Eukaryota; Metazoa; Chordata; Actinopteri; Labriformes; Labridae. Gene Ontology annotation, molecular function: integrin binding. The record is from RefSeq and is a predicted model, not a curated record.